This is a messenger RNA of Ceratitis capitata (Mediterranean fruit fly), 2153 nucleotides long. Its product is annotated as glutathione synthetase. The coding region runs from base 443 to 1924 and encodes 493 amino acids. The transcript has 11 exons. Gene Ontology annotation, cellular component: cytosol. Lineage: Eukaryota; Metazoa; Arthropoda; Insecta; Diptera; Tephritidae. The record is from RefSeq and is a predicted model, not a curated record. Gene Ontology annotation, molecular function: glutathione synthase activity; glutathione binding; ATP binding. Gene Ontology annotation, biological process: glutathione biosynthetic process.
GUUGAUAACAUUUUCGGCUGUAUUCUCAUCAGCAAAAAAAUUAACAUUUCGGCUUCUAAAUUAUCCGUCUACGACUGGUUACACCAAUAGCGCAAUGUUUUAAAUCAAUAUCAAAGUGCUAAAAUACACAGUUAAAACACAGUCCAGUGUUAUUUAUACAGCUUAAAAUCUAUUCAUCUAGUUCUGCGGAUCACGUGCUGUAGGGCCAAAUUUUAAUUUCACAAAGUGACAUAAAACUGGAGAAGUGCCGAGGUCUAGUGGUGAAGUGGUUUGAAGAGGCAAGGCAGUUGAAACAGCGAAACUAGCAAAGUAACGUCACUUUUUCACAACAUAAGAGGAGAAUAUCGUAGCUCUUUUCUUCUGUAUAAUAAUAAUCAGCUUUUAUUAGCAGUGCUUCUUUUAGUUUCUUUGUUAUAAUAGUUUGCCAAUAGAGAGUGAAAAUAUGUCACCAACACCAGUACUGUCGUCCUGCGUACCAUUUCCAAUUGAGGAGCGUACACUGAUUGAUGUUACACAAAAGGCUAAAGAUUGGGCUAUUAUGCAUGGUGCUGCAAUGCGUUCCAAAGCGAAUUUCAGUCCUGAUGCGCUAAAUUUUGCGCCAUUUAUUUUGACGCCAUCUUCCUUCCCGCGCAAAGAAUUUGAAAAGGCCAAAGAAUUGCAGACAAUCAUUAAUCAAUUAAUGCAUAAUGUGGCGCAUGAUGAAGAGUUUCUCACCACAACUUUAGCGGAAACUAUAAAAGUAGACGAAUUCACUUCAAAUUUGUUUAAUGUCUACAAGAAGGUGCUUGCCAAUGGCUUUGGACAGCAAAUAUCGUUGGGCCUAUUGCGCAGUGAUUUGAUGUUGGAGACGAAUUGUGUACAAAUGUUAGAGAAAAAGAAACAUACCCCGUGUGCCUACUGUUGCUGGAAACAAGUUGAAAUUAAUACAAUAGCUUCUGGUUUUGGCCAUUUAGGACCAAUAAGCAAAGACAUACAAAGCUUCGUAAUGGUUGAGCUGGGUCAUGCAGAUAAAUUGAAAAAUAUGCCUGAAAAUACCGCUUUAUCUGGCCUCUGCGGUGGCAUGAUUAAGGCCUGGGAAGUAUACGGUGCACGGAAAUCAGUAAUUCUCUUUAUCAUUGAAGAUGUCUCCUACAAUAUCUGUGAUCAGCGUUUCCAUGAGUUUUACAUACGCGAACAGCGUCCAGAAAUAAAAGUAAUACGUCGAACGUUAACAGAAGUGCACAAAGAGGGAAAAUUGGGACCGAAUAAGGAGUUGUUUCUUGGCGAAUACGAAGUGGCUGUUAUAUAUUUCCGUGCUGGUUACGAACCUGAUCACUAUCCAACACAAGAUGAGUGGGAUGCACGUUAUAUGAUGGAGUGUUCACGUGCGAUUAAAUGCCCAUCAAUACACUAUCAUUUGGCUGGUACGAAGAAAGUUCAACAAGCGCUUGCACAACCCGAAAUGUUGGAGCGAUUUAUAAGUGAUCCAGAGAAGAUAAAAGCUAUAGGACAAAUCUUCACCGGCCUCUACUCGCUGGACGAUUCUGAAGUAGGUAAUGCCUCCUACGAAAUGGCAUUAAAAGAACCAGAAAAAUUUGUACUGAAGCCACAGCGUGAAGGUGGUGGUAACAAUGUGUAUGGUGUUGACAUUCCAGAUGCGCUGAGGAAAAUGAGUCGCGUUGAACGUGCCGCCUGGAUACUUAUGGAUCUCAUUCAGCCACCGAUUUCGCAGGGCUAUAUGAUACGACCAGGUGGUAAAUCGCCGCCCGAAAUUGUGGAUCUCGUGUCGGAGCUGGGCAUUUUCGGCGUCAUACUAGGUGAUGUAGAUAAUGUAAUAUGCAAUUACCAAGCGGGUCAUAUGCUGCGCACGAAACUCUCGACAGCAAACGAGGGCGGUGUGGCAGCCGGACUAGGUGCUUUGGAUAGUCCAUAUUUGCUGGAUUAGCGUUUUAACAAUUAAGUUUUGGAGUGUAAAAAAUUUGUAGUACCUUUGGUUCGGUGAAAACUGUUUUAAUUUGCAAUUUUUGAAUAAUGACACUAUUUAAAUUUGUUAAUUUUUUUUUUUAUUAAUAUUUACCAACAUCAUGUGAAUUUGAAACAACUAUUUUUAAAUUGCACUUUUUUUUAGACUAAAAAUUUUGAUUAAAUUUUUUAAUCAUUUCUUUUUUCACACA